Molecule: messenger RNA, 1992 nt
Organism: Eurytemora carolleeae
Lineage: Eukaryota; Metazoa; Arthropoda; Copepoda; Calanoida; Temoridae
Product: nipped-B-like protein B
Exons: 2
Coding region: 415-1533 (372 amino acids)
Source: RefSeq, a predicted model, not a curated record
AAGGACAAGAAUCAAGAUAAGGACAAGAAUCAAGAUAAGGACAAGGGCCAAGAUAAUGAUAAGAAUCAAGAUAAGGACAAGAAUCAAGAUAAGGAGAAGGGCCAAAGUAAGGACAAGAAUCAAGAUAAGGAAAGAAUCAAGAUAACGACAAGGACCAAGAUAAGGACAAGAAUCAAUAUAAGGACAAGAAUCAAGAAAAGGACAAGAAUCAAGAAAAGGACAAGAAUCAAGAUAAGGACAAGGGCCAAGAUAAGCAAAAGGAUCAAGAUAAGGACAAGGACCAAGAUAAGGAUCAGAACCAAGAUUAGGACAAGGACCAAGAUUAUGACAAGGACCAAGAAAAGGACAAGAAAAAAGAUAAGGACAUGAACAUAGGACAAGAACCAAGAUAAGGAAAAGGACCAAGAUAGGGACAUGAAACAAGAUAAGGACAUGAAACAAGAUAAGGACAUGAAACAAGAUAGGAAUAAGAACCAAAAUAAGGAGAAAGACCAAGAUAAGGACAAGAACCAAGAUAAGGAUUUGAAACAAGAUAGGGAUAAGAACCAAGAUAGGGACAAGAACCAAGAUAGGGACAUGAAACAAGAUAAGGAAAUGAAACAAGAUAGGAAUAAGAACCAAGAUAAGGAGAAAGACCAAAUUAAGGACAAGAACCAAGAAAAGGACAUGAAACAAGAUAGGGAUAAGAACCAAGAUAAGAACAAGGGCCAAGAUAAGGACAAGAAUCAAGAUAAAGACAAGAACCAAGAUAAGGAUAUAAUAACAAAGAUAAGGACAAGGACCAUGAUAAGGACAAUGACCAAGAUAAGGAUAAGAACCAAGAUAAGGAUAAGUACCAAGAUAAGGAUAAGAAUCAAGAUGAGGACAAAAACCAAGAUCAGGACAUGGACCUGGUUAAGGAAAAGGACUAAGAUAAGGACAAGGACCAAGAUGAGGACAAGGGACAAGAUAUGGACACGGACCAGGUUAAGGAAAAGCUGCUGGAAUAGGACAAGGACCAAGAUAAAGUCAGGCCAAGAAAACAAAAUAUUUCAUAAUCUAAUCAAUGUAAACAAAAUAUUUCAGAAUCUAAUCAAUGUAAACAAAAUGGAAGAUACUCUUGCCUUCCUAGAGAAAGAAAUUCAAGCUUUUGAAAAAAUUCUUGCAGAACUAAAUGGUACUCGUUCUAAUACGACUGAUGGAGAAAAAUUAGAUUGGAGCAAACCUGAACCUGAGAAUUGUAAAUCUAACCCUGAAACUGAUCUUGAACCUGAACCUUGUAAACCUCCGUCGCUCCCAACCGAACCUUCAUCCAUCUCCAGAUCUAACCUCAAACCUAUUCUAAUCAACAAGAAGCUUAAACCUCAAAUUCCUCCCAAACCCAAGACCCCGGUUACAGAAUCUCCGAACCUUGAUUUCCCGAAAUCCACGAAAAGUCCAAGAUCUCCAGGGUCGGGGUCAAUGGAAAAGAGUAAACCAGCUGUUCCCCCCAAACCUGUCAAACCUGCAGUACACUUCAAACCAAAACAAACAGAAGAAGGGACAGAGGUCUGAAAAAAAUAGUCUAGCAAAAAAUAGCAUAAUUUGAUCUCACAAAAAAGCAAACAUUUAAAAUUAUAAAAAAUUCGCAUGAAUAAAUUGUAUUCGCGUCAUUCAAUAUUAAGGGAAUUUAUUAAGGGCGAAAAAAUGACUUUAUCGCUUCAAAACAGGUUGGUAAAUUAACUGCACUCUGGAUGUUUUGUAAGCGAAAUUGGUCUUGGGAACCCUUGUUAAAGUAAAUUCCCUUAACUUCCCUGUAAAGUAGUUGCAUAUAAUUAAAUUAUCCACCCCCCCUCCUUCUCUCAACUCUUAAAUACUUUAUUGGAAUCUUUUACAGAUUUCUUUUUGAAGAAAGGUCUGGAAUUUAAUCGGAACCACUUACUUUACAUGAAUUAACUGUAUACAUAUUUUUACUUGAUCCUUUCUCUAAAAAUUGCAUGUUCAAUUCACAACAGAUCUACAUAAACUAAAAUU